AUAUCCACAACAAAGCUUGGUUCUCACUUAUUCUCAACAGUUGGUUUGGUUGCCGAGUAUAUUGAAAUCAUUCGUCAGAAGUACAAACGUCAUGAGGGAUGGCUUGCGCCAUUUCCUUGGUGCGAAGAUUUUCAGUUUCAUCUUAACGAUAUUUACACACGGCUUCUGGUGGUCAGGAGAGAAAAAAAAGCGAGAGCAACAGCGGAGCAAAGAAUUGUUGAAACGACUGAAAUCUUCAAACCACACGAAGAAUGCAGACAACCUAGAAAAGUAUUGAUUGAAGGAAUGCCAGGUAUGGGGAAGACGACAUACUGCAAUAAGGUUGCUUACGACUGGGCUAUAAGCAUGAAAAACGAAGGAGAUUGCUUUCCGGAAUUUGAGAUGGUGCUCUUGCUGAAAUGCCGUGAUGUCGAGAUCGGGGCCGACCUUUGGGGUGCCAUUGACGAUCAGCUUUUGCCAGGUGAAAUUCACCGAGAGGAAAGAGAGAAAUUCUUCGAGUUCAUUCGGCAAAAUCAGUCGAAGGUUCUACUGAUACUUGACGGAUUGGACGAGUUACCUUCGAGCAAGCUGCCGGAGUUUACUGAGAUUAUACAAGGUAAAAUGCUUCCUCUAUGUCACCUUGUGGUUACAGCGCGACACGAGGCGGGGAUACCUAUGAGAAAGGUUUGUGACACUUUGCUAGAGAUUGAAGGUUUCACUUAUCAAGAUAGCAAAAAAUUUAUUCACAAAUAUUUUGCCGGCAAGGAAGAUUUGGCCGAAAAGCUCCUGGAUAAAAUACGGAAUGAAGAAAGGCUUAAAGAGAUGACGGCGAACCCAUUAAACACUGCACUGCUUUGUCUUCUUUGUGAAGACUUUCAAGGUGUCUUACCUGAAAUCAGAACUCAGUUGUACUUGGAAAUAGUACAAUGUGUUCUUAUUAGAUACAGGAAAAAGAAAGGUAUACCAGUCGAAAAUGAGGAUCUGAUUGAAAUCUACAAAGAUGAGUUGAAACUCCUUGGCUUAAUAGCUUUAAACGGCCUGUAUGAAGACAACAUGUACUUUGAGGACAAAAAGCUUGCCGACUUACCUGGAUUUGGGUUUCUAUCAGCUCAACCUGGAAGCAGCAAACGAAGACCGUGUAUGUAUUACGGUUUUACGCAUAAGAGUUUUCAAGAAUUCUUCGCGGCACAUUAUCUUUGUUGCCAACUUGUUAGCAAAGAAACCAGUCCUGAAAUAUUGGUGACUGACACAAGAUAUUUCGGAGAGCUGAGAGAGGUAUUGAAAUUUACCUGUGGUCUCCUAGCAGUAAGAUCCAAAGAAAUUGCAAUAGCUCUUGUCAUCAGUAUAGCGAAUAAAUUAAAGAACGAAUACGAGAAAAAAUGUUUUCCUGUUGCAAUGGAUUGCAUUAAAGAAACCAAAAUAGAAAGCAGUAAUUUUCACAUGGAACUGGCCCGUACCUUUGGCGCAUAUCUGGCACUUCAACAGGUUGAGAUCAGAGAUGGAGGUAUAGAUGACGCUGCUGCUGCUGUGAUUGCUGCCGUGCUUGAAGCAAACACAACUCUGACGAAUUUGGUUUUGUUUAGUAAUAAACUUGGUCCUGCCGGUGCGGAGUCACUUGCUACAGCGCUAAAAACAAACACAACUUUGAGAAAUUUGAAUUUGUCUCUCAAUAACGUUGGUCCUGCCGGUACGGAGUCACUUGCUACAGCGCUAAAAACAAACACAACUCUGACAAAUUUGAAUUUGUACGACAAUAACGUUGGUCCUGCCGGUGCGGAGUCACUUGCUACAGCGCUAAAAACAAACACAACUCUGACAAAUUUGGUUUUGAUUAGUAAUAAACUUGGUCCUGCCGGUGUGGAGUCACUUGCUACAGCGCUAAAAACAAACACAACUCUGACAAAUUUGGAUUUGUCUUUCAAUAACGUUGGUCCUGCUGGUGCGGAGUCACUUGCUACAGCGCUAAAAAAAAACACAACUCUGACAAAUUUGCAUUUGUCUUUCAAUAACGUUGGUCCUGCUGGUGCGGAAUCACUUGCUACAGCGCUAAAAACAAACACAACUCUGACAAAUUUGGUUUUGAUUAGUAAUAAACUUGGUCCUGCCGGUGCGGAGUCACUUGCUACAGCGCUAAAAACAAACACAACUCUGACAAAUUUGAAUUUGUACGGCAAUAACGUUGGUCCUGCCGGUGCGGAGUCACUUGCUACAGUGCUAAAAACAAACACAACUCUGACAAAUUUGAAUUUGUACGGCAAUAACGUUGGUCCUGCCGGUGCGGAGUCACUUGCUACAGUGCUAAAAACAAACACAACUCUGACCAAUUUGGAUUUGUCUUUCAAUAACGUUGGUCCUGCCGGUGCGGAGUCACUUGCUACAGCGCUAAAAACAAACACAACUCUGACAAAUUUCAAUUUGUACGACAAUAACGUUGGUCCUGCCGGUGCGGAGUCACUUGCUACAGCGCUAAAAACAAACACAACUCUGACAAAUUUCCAUUUGUACGACAAUAACGUUGGUCCUGCCGGUGCGGAGUCACUUCCUACAGCGCUAAAAAACAAACAACUCUGACAAAUCUGGAUUUGUCUCACAAUAACGUUGGUCCUGUCGGUGCGGAGUCACUUGCUACAGCGCUAAAAACAAACACAACUCUGACAAAUUUGCAUUUGUACGACAAUAACGUUGGUCCUGCCGGUGAGGAGUCACUUCCUACAGCGCUAAAAAACAAACAACUCUGACAAAUCUGGAUUUGUCUCACAAUAACGUUGGUCCUGCCGGUGCGGAGUCACUUGCUACAGCGCUAAAAGCAAACACAACUCUGAGAAAUUUGCAUUUGUACGGCAAUAACGUUGCUCGUGCUGGUGCGGAGUCACUUGCUACAGCGCUAAAAACAAACACAACUCUGGCAAAUUUGCAUUUGUACGGCAAUAACGUUGGUCCUGCUGGUGCGGAGUCACUUGCUACAGCCCUAAAAACAAACACAACUUUGAGAAAUUUGAAUUUGUCUCUCAAUAACGUUGGUCCUGCCGGUACGGAGUCACUUGCUACAGCGCUAAAAACAAACACAACUCUGACAAAUUUGAAUUUGUACGACAAUAACGUUGGUCCUGCCGGUGCGGAGUCACUUGCUACAGCGCUAAAAACAAACACAACUCUGGCAAAUUUGGUUUUGAUUAGUAAUAAACUUGGUCCUGCCGGUGCGGAGUCACUUGCUACAGCGCUAAAAACAAACACAACUCUGACAAAUUUGGAUUUGUCUUUCAAUAACGUUGGUCCUGCCGGUGCGGAGUCACUUGCUACAGCGCUAAAAACAAACACAACUCUGACCAAUUUGCAUUUGUCUUUCAAUAACGUUGGUCCUGCUGGUGCGGAAUCACUUGCUACAGCGCUAAAAACAAACACAACUCUGACAAAUUUGGUUUUGAUUAGUAAUAAACUUGGUCCUGCCGGUGCGGAGUCACUUGCUACAGCGUUAAAAACAAACACAACUCUGACAAAUUUGAAUUUGUACGGCAAUAACGUUGGUCCUGCCGGUGCGGAGUCACUUGCUACAGUGCUAAAAACAAACACAACUCUGACAAAUUUGGAUUUGUCUUUCAAUAACGUUGGUCCUGCCGGUGCGGAGUCACUUGCUACAGCGCUAAAAACAAACACAACUCUGACAAAUUUCAAUUUGUACGACAAUAACGUUGGUCCUGCCGGUGCGGAGUCACUUGCUACAGCGCUAAAAACAAACACAACUCUGACAAAUUUCCAUUUGUACGACAAUAACGUUGGUCCUGCCGGUGCGGAGUCACUUCCUACAGCGCUAAAAAACAAACAACUCUGACAAAUCUGGAUUUGUCUCACAAUAACGUUGGUCCUGUCGGUGCGGAGUCACUUGCUACAGCGCUAAAAACAAACACAACUCUGACAAAUUUGCAUUUGUACGACAAUAACGUUGGUCCUGCCAGUGCGUAGUCACUUCCUACAGCACUAAAAAACAAACAACUCUGACAAAUCUGGAUUUGUCUCACAAUAACGUUGGUCCUGCCGGUGCGGAGUCACUUGCUACAGCGCUAAAAGCAAACACAACUCUGAGAAAUUUGCAUUUGUACGGCAAUAACGUUGGUCCUGCUGGUGCGGAGUCACUUGCUACAGCGCUAAAAACAAACACAACUCUGACAAAUUUGGAUUUGUCUUUCAAUAACGUUGGUCCUGCCUUUGCGGAGUCACUUGCUACAGCGCUAAAAACAAACACAACUCUGACAAAUUUGGAUUUGUCUUUCAAUAACGUUGGUCCUGCCUUUGCGGAGUCACUUGCUACAGCGCUAAAAACAAACACAACUCUGACAAAUUUGGAUUUGUCUUUCAAUAACGUUGGUCCUGCCUGUGCGGAGUCACUUGCUACAGCGCUAAAAACAAACACAACUCUGACAAAUUUGGAUUUGUCUCUCAAUAACGUUGGUCCUGCCGGUGCGGAGUCACUUGCUACAGCGCUAAAAACAAACACAACUCUGACAAAUUUGGAUUUGUCUCACAAUAACGUUGGUCCUGCCUGUGCGGAGUCACUUGCUACAGCGCUAAAAACAAACACAACUCUGACAAAUUUGAAUUUGUACGACAAUAACGUUGGUCCUGCCGGUGCGGAGUCACUUGCUACAGCGCUAAAAACAAACACAACUCUGGCAAAUUUGGUUUUGAUUAGUAAUAAACUUGGUCCUGCCGGUGCGGAGUCACUUGCUACAGCGCUAAAAACAAACACAACUCUGACAAAUUUGGAUUUGUCUUUCAAUAACGUUGGUCCUGCCGGUGCGGAGUCACUUGCUACAGCGCUAAAAACAAACACAACUCUGACCAAUUUGCAUUUGUCUUUCAAUAACGUUGGUCCUGCUGGUGCGGAAUCACUUGCUACAGCGCUAAAAACAAACACAACUCUGACAAAUUUGGUUUUGAUUAGUAAUAAACUUGGUCCUGCCGGUGCGGAGUCACUUGCUACAGCGUUAAAAACAAACACAACUCUGACAAAUUUGAAUUUGUACGGCAAUAACGUUGGUCCUGCCGGUGCGGAGUCACUUGCUACAGUGCUAAAAACAAACACAACUCUGACCAAUUUGGAUUUGUCUUUCAAUAACGUUGGUCCUGCCGGUGCGGAGUCACUUGCUACAGCGCUAAAAACAAACACAACUCUGACAAAUUUCAAUUUGUACGACAAUAACGUUGGUCCUGCCGGUGCGGAGUCACUUGCUACAGCGCUAAAAACAAACACAACUCUGACAAAUUUCCAUUUAUACGACAAUAACGUUGGUCCUGCCGGUGCGGAGUCACUUCCUACAGCGCUAAAAAACAAACAACUCUGACAAAUCUGGAUUUGUCUCACAAUAACGUUGGUCCUGUCGGUGCGGAGUCACUUGCUACAGCGCUAAAAACAAACACAACUCUGACAAAUUUGCAUUUGUACGACAAUAACGUUGGUCCUGCCAGUGCGGAGUCACUUCCUACAGCGCUAAAAAACAAACAACUCUGACAAAUCUGGAUUUGUCUCACAAUAACGUUGGUCCUGCCGGUGCGGAGUCACUUGCUACAGCGCUAAAAGCAAACACAACUCUGAGAAAUUUGCAUUUGUACGGCAAUAACGUUGGUCCUGCUGGUGCGGAGUCACUUGCUACAGCGCUAAAAACAAACACAACUCUGACAAAUUUGGAUUUGUCUUUCAAUAACGUUGGUCCUGCCUUUGCGGAGUCACUUGCUACAGCGCUAAAAACAAACACAACUCUGACAAAUUUGGAUUUGUCUUUCAAUAACGUUGGUCCUGCCUUUGCGGAGUCACUUGCUACAGCGCUAAAAACAAACACAACUCUGACAAAUUUGGAUUUGUCUUUGAAUAACGUUGGUCCUGCCUGUGCGGAGUCACUUGCUACAGCGCUAAAAACAAACACAACUCUGACAAAUUUGGAUUUGUCUUUCAAUAACGUUGGUCCUGUCGGUGCGGAGUCACUUGCUACAGCGCUAAAAACAAACACAACUCUGACAAAUUUGCAUUUGUCUUUCAAUAACGUUGGUCCUGCUGGUGCGGAAUCACUUGCUACAGCGCUAAAAACAAACACAACUCUGACAAAUUUGGUUUUGAUUAGUAAUAAACUUGGUCCUGCCGGUGCGGAGUCACUUGCUACAGCGCUAAAAACAAACACAACUCUGACAAAUUUGAAUUUGUACGGCAAUAACGUUGGUCCUGCCGGUGCGGAGUCACUUGCUACAGCGCUAAAAACAAACACAACUCUAACAAAUUUGAAUUUGUACGGCAAUAACGUUGGUCCUGCCGGUGCGGAGUCACUUGCUACAGCGCUAAAAACAAACACAACUCUGACAAAUUUGGAUUUGUCUCUCAAUAACGUUGGUCCUGCCAGUGCGGAGUCACUUGCUACAGCGCUAAAAACAAACACAACUCUGACAAAUUUCAAUUUGUACGACAAUAACGUUGGUCCUGCCGGUGCGGAGUCACUUCCUACAGCGCUAAAAACAAACACAACUCUGACAAAU
Messenger RNA from Porites lobata, 6498 nucleotides. NCBI's taxonomy places the organism in Eukaryota, Metazoa, Cnidaria, Anthozoa, Scleractinia, Poritidae. The record is from the annotation of a GenBank genome assembly.